AUGGCGGCGCCCGUCCUGAGAGUGUCCACCCCUCGGUGGGAAAGAAUAGCCAGGCUUCUAGUUUGCCUGCUGGGCAUAAUGCUGUCUCUUUAUGCUUUUCACGUCGAGAGGGAAAAGGUCCGGGACCCGAGUUAUAAGGCUAUGUGCGACGUCAGCAGCUCCAUCAGCUGUUCAAAAGUCUUCAGCUCAAGGUGGGGUCGAGGAUUCGGACUCCUGGGCUCAAUUUUUGGAAAUGACAGUGCACUGAACCAGCCCAACAGUGUCUACGGGAUUGUCUUUUAUGCUUUUCAGCUCUUACUAGGAAUGACUGUCAGUGCAAUGGCCGCCCUUAUUCUCAUGACGACAUCCAUCUUGUCGGUGGUGGGCUCGCUCUACCUGGGCUACAUCCUCUACUUUGUCCUAAAGGACUUCUGCAUCAUCUGCAUCACCACAUACGCGCUGAACUUCAUUCUCUUUAUCCUCAACUACAAGCGACUGGUUUACUUGAACGAGGCCUGGAAGCAGCAGCUCCAGGCUAAGCAGGACUAAAGCUGUCGGGAACGGCAAGAGAAAUACGACAAACAAACAAACGAGAAAAAAGAUAAAAAAGAAAGAAAAGAAAUGUGACCUCUGAACAUUUUUGACUUGCCACCAGGAGACCUUGCUUCCAAUGUUUAUUCUGCUGUGUGUUCAAAAAAACAAACAAAAAAUGAAGAAAUUUAACUUAAAUGUUGGGCCUGACACCUCUAUGUUGAUUGCAAAUACGGAAGGAUUUAUAAAUGAAUGGGUUUUUUUUUUCUUUUUUAAUUUCUUUUACCUUGUUUAACAUUGUACUCACUUAAGGAAGGGGGGCUGGCUGUGUGCGAGUGUGUAUGUGCGUGCGCUCGUGUGUGGAGGGGAGACGCAUCCACCCGAGCAAGCAGAGGCAGAAGGCCACGAUACAGAACGAUGGAGGACAUCUCUCUUUUUGAACAAAAAAAGGAUCGCAGAACGGAAGAAAAACGGGACAUUAAAGGGGAUUACUUGAACUGGUUAGAAGGGUCCUAUUACUCCAUAUAGCAGAUCUGCACUAAAACUCUUGAGAGAGGGUCCCAAAAUUGGAGGAAAAAAACACUCAUUAGGUUAUCGUACAGUUUGCAGAUAAGGUUCUACAGCAAGGUGAGGUUGGGGGCAAAACGAUUAACAUUUAUACAGAAUAGUUUUGUUUUUGUUUUUUCCAUGUUUACACUUUGUAGUACGUUUCUGUUUUUGAAGAGGACCACUAAAAAUGAACACGGGACAAUGUGAGAUAUAUUGUGUGUAGAUCAGUCAGAUACUAGUUUGUUUUUUGCAAUUCUGUAAAUAGCUGCUGAGCAAUAUUCCAGGCUAGAUUGUGAUUUUAAGUGUUGACACAAACCUUUAUGGAAUUAUAAAAAAAAACAACAACAACAACAACAACUGACAAAAGCAGAAAACGUCAGUAAAACCCGGAACAAACAAACAAACAAACAAACAAAGAAAAAAAAAGGAGGAAAAAAAAGGUGAUCAACGUCACAGUUAGGUGGACGAAGUCUGAAGAUGUGUUCGCGGUCAGCGCAGGGGACACACACACCUCACGUCACCUGCUGAUCCCGGUCAGGCAUGCGGUUCAGAGUCGUGUGGAUUUCUUUGUUAUAAGUGGUUAUUGUUUCAACCGAAGCC
Messenger RNA from Scomber scombrus (Atlantic mackerel), 1659 nucleotides. RefSeq names its product vitamin K epoxide reductase complex, subunit 1-like 1 (gene vkorc1l1). Bases 1 to 528 code for a protein of 175 amino acids. The transcript is spliced from 3 exons. Gene Ontology annotation, molecular function: vitamin-K-epoxide reductase (warfarin-sensitive) activity. The record is from RefSeq and is a predicted model, not a curated record. Lineage: Eukaryota; Metazoa; Chordata; Actinopteri; Scombriformes; Scombridae. Gene Ontology annotation, biological process: vitamin K metabolic process; peptidyl-glutamic acid carboxylation.